GACCAACUGUUUGUGACAUUAGCAUUUUCGUGUUUACAUUUCGUGUGCGGAUCAACUCAAUCCAGAGUCAACAGUCAACUCUGCUGCUAUAAAGUGUGACGAUCUACGACCCAAAAUAUGAACUGUGUAACCAAAAGCGAUGGCUAUCUGCUUCCUCCACCUCCUCCUCUUACCUAUCCUUCUCCUCUCCAAUCUCUCACCAUCAACAGCCCAAGAGAAGCUUUCUUCCUUCAACAUCUCCUACUCUCCAUGGUCACCGACUCUGAACAGAAUACUCGUAUCGACGAAUUCAAUCUUCGCUGCCGGAUUCCGGCCAUUACCCACCAAUCAAAACCUCUACAUCUUUGCAAUUUGGUACCAAAACAGCUCCGACAAAACCAUCGCAUGGUCACUUAACGGUAAUUCAACCGUGACCAGUUCUUCCUCUCUCGUCAUCUCCUCCUCUGGCACUCUCGAACUCAAUGAUUCAACAGGGAAGAACUUAUGGCAGCCCACAACAGUCGAUAACUCCCCUGGCGCCGGCCUAGUUCUCCAUGGAAACGGUAGCUUGAUGUUUGGUAAUUGGGACAGCUUCAAAUAUCCUACCGAUACGAUUCUCCCCAAUCAGAUCAUAAACGGAACAACACUAGUGUCAAAGAAUGGGAAGUUCAUGUUUGUUAACUCCUCGAAAUUAAUUUUCAAUUCUUCCAAUUACUGGGAUGAGCAUACUUUUAACAUUUUAACCUCUGAUGGGAAUAUUACGAAGACAGAUGAUGCGACUCCAUGGCUAUCCGCCGAUGUGGGCUCGUCGCGGUUGCAUCGAUUGACACUCGACGACGAUGGGAACCUCAGAGUUUAUAGCCUUGACCCUGUUUUGGGUUCAUGGAAGGUGGUUUGGCAAGUGAUACAAGAGCUCUGUACAAUUCAUGGCACAUGUGGAGAGAAUUAUAUAUGUAUGACCAGUAAUGGCUCAAAUUCUACUACUUACUGUGUCUGUCCGCCGGGAUUCCGAGUCAGAAACACUACCGCCGGCGAAGUCUGCGAAAGGGCAAUUCCACUAAGGCCACGAGACAGCAAAUUUCUCAGGCUGGAUUUCGUCGACUUCGGUGACGAUAAUGAAACGCAAAUUCAAGUUUCCAAUUUCAGUUCUUGUAAGUCUGGUUGUGUUAGCAACCCAAGUUGUCUUGCCUUUGUAUUCAAAUUCGACGGAACAGAGACUUGUAUACAGCUUCAUCGUCUCAUCUAUGGCUACUGGUCACCAGCAACCGAGAACUCCAUGUUUCUUCGCGUAUCAGAUUCAGAUACAAGUGAAACGAAUUUCACAAGUAUGGCAACCAAGGUGAACACAAUCUGCUCUACUCUCAUAAGCCUUCCUUCCCCUCCUAAGGAAUCUAACACCACAACUAGGAACAUCGCCAUACUCUCCACCCUUUUUGCAUUUGAAUUCCUUAUUGGGUUCCUCUCUUUCUGGGCUUUCAUCAAGAAAUACAUCAAAUACAGAGACAUGGCUCAGGUGCUAGGUCUUGAACUCCUAACCACUGGAGGCCCCAAACGAUACAGCCACGCAGAGCUCAAAACAGCCACCAAUAACUUCUCCAAUGUCAUCGGCCACGGUGGGUUCGGCGUUGUUUACAAAGGAGAACUCCCCGAUCAUCGAAUCGUUGCCGUGAAAUGUCUUAAAGAUGUCGCCGGCGGCGAGGCUGAGUUCUGGGCUGAGGUCACAAUUAUUGCUAGAAUGCAUCACCUUAACUUAGUUCGAAUGUGGGGGUUUUGUGCAGAGAAAGGGCAGAGAAUGUUGGUCUAUGAAUAUAUCCCAAAUGGCUCCCUUGCUCAUUUCCUCUUCCAUGCUAAUAGGGAUGAACAUGAACCUGGAACUGGAACUGGAACUGGAACUGGAACUGAAACUGACACAGAAACUGGAAGUGUCCCUGUCCAGCCAAGGCCGAUUCUUGACUGGAACGUGAGGUACAGGAUCGCCCAGGGAGUAGCCAGGGCCAUCGCCUACCUUCACGAGGAGUGUUUGGAAUGGGUUCUUCACUGUGACAUCAAACCAGAGAACAUUCUUCUCGAAGAUGAUUUUUGCCCCAAAGUCUCAGAUUUUGGGCUUUCCAAGCUUACCAAGAAGGAAGACAAGGUAUCCAUGUCACGAAUCCGAGGGACACGGGGGUACUUGGCGCCUGAAUGGGUGAAGAUGGAACCCAUCACGGCGAAAGCUGAUGUUUAUAGUUUUGGGAUGGUUUUGUUGGAGAUUGUGAGCGGAAUGAGGAACUAUGAGUUCCGGCGAUCGUCGGUCGAUAGUGAAGAAUGGUACUUUCCGAGAUGGGCGUUUGAGAAAGUGUACAAAGAAAUGAAUGUGGAUGAUCUAUUGGACGGUCGGAUCAAGCAUUGUUACGAUAGUAGCGUCCACUUUGAGAUUGUGGAUCGGAUGGUGAAGACUGCGAUGUGGUGCCUCCAAGAUAAGGCGGAGAUGAGACCAUCUAUGGGAAAGGUGACUAAGAUGCUUGAAGGGACGGUGGAGAUCACGGAACCAGCAAAGCCCACCAUUUUCUACAUUGGAGAUGAUGAAUAGAGAAUCGCCUUCUCUCUCUCUCUCUCUCGAUCACUCUCCAAACAAUUUAUUUUAUUUUAUUUUUAUUUGGUGAAGACCAAUUUUUUUUUUUUAAUCUAGGAAUUAAUUCGCAUUCCUUGUGUUUCAAUUAAAGAUGCCCAUGAGUAAAUUCAAAUUUCAAAUAGAAAAUUGUUUGAUUUCUCA
Molecule: messenger RNA, 2731 nt
Organism: Macadamia integrifolia
Lineage: Eukaryota; Viridiplantae; Streptophyta; Magnoliopsida; Proteales; Proteaceae
Product: G-type lectin S-receptor-like serine/threonine-protein kinase At1g34300
Exons: 1
Coding region: 140-2548 (802 amino acids)
Biological process (GO): protein phosphorylation; recognition of pollen
Molecular function (GO): ATP binding; protein serine/threonine kinase activity
Source: RefSeq, a predicted model, not a curated record